AUGGUUGGCACUAAGAACACUUUUGGAUCUGGCCAGAGUGGAAAUCCAGAUGCUUUAGUCGCAGCAACGACUCAGUUUUUCCAAUCGAUGACUACCGGUCAGUACGCCGUACUUAGGGCACCACUAGUUGGCUGUACGUUGGAGCAGUUUUCUCGUCAGCACCCCAUAACCUUCGAUGGCAGGUUAAAUGCUAUGGGUGCGGAUAGUUGGAUUGAACAUUUGGAGCAGAUUUUUGAGGCGUUUUUCUGCACUAAUGAUCAAAAGGUGAAUUAUGCGUCAUAUAACCUGACAGACCUAGCUAACAACUGGUGGAAGUCAACUCGGGUACUUUUACAGAAUGAACUAGGGGAAGGAAUCCCCAUUACUUGGGAGCGCUUUAAGGAUGUAUUCCUGGAUCGUUUCUUUCCACAAUCUUUAUGA
Messenger RNA from Juglans regia (Persian walnut), 420 nucleotides. RefSeq lists its product as uncharacterized. The transcript has a single exon. The coding region runs from base 1 to 420 and encodes 139 amino acids. Lineage: Eukaryota; Viridiplantae; Streptophyta; Magnoliopsida; Fagales; Juglandaceae. The record is from RefSeq and is a predicted model, not a curated record.